Talaromyces atroroseus is the source of this 2916-nucleotide messenger RNA. RefSeq lists its product as hypothetical. The record is from RefSeq and is a predicted model, not a curated record. Gene Ontology annotation, molecular function: 5-oxoprolinase (ATP-hydrolyzing) activity. NCBI's taxonomy places the organism in Eukaryota, Fungi, Ascomycota, Eurotiomycetes, Eurotiales, Trichocomaceae. Gene Ontology annotation, cellular component: cytosol. Bases 1 to 2916 code for a protein of 971 amino acids. The transcript is spliced from 13 exons. Gene Ontology annotation, biological process: glutathione metabolic process.
AUGUUCUAUCGCAUUGGUGUGGAUGUUGAAAUCGUGGCUAGUUACAAGACCCCAACAACGCCUGACAUUACUGCUGGCAUAUGCAAAGCUAUCGAGGGCAUUCUCACACCGAACAACAUUCAGCCAGCAGACAUCCUUUCGAUAAAUAUCGGCACAACUCAUUUUAUUAACGCCAUUAUCGAAUGUGACAAAUCGAAGCUUGAUCGAGUCGCGGUGUUAAGACUCUGCGGGCCAUUUUGUCGCGAGGUGGCUCCUUUCGAAGAGUUUCCUCCGUCACUGCGAGCUGUGAUACAGGGCCACGUAGGCUAUCUUAGUGGUGGAGUCGAGGUCGAUGGUCGUCGGAUAGGGGACAUCGACGAGGGGGAAGUUCUCGAUCAUGCGCGCCAAAUCCGUGAGCGCGCUGACAAGGCCGUCGUUGUCAUUGGAGUAUUUUCUCCCUUGGACGUAGCCGACAUCACGCAAGAAGAAAAAACCAAACGGAUUCUUGAAAAAGCUCUACCAGGAGUCAAUAUCGUCGUAUCGCGAAGUAUCGGAAACCUCGGUUUUAUCGAGAGAGAGAACGCCUCGAUACUCAACGCAAGCAUUGUUCGAUGUGGUCGCGCUGUCGUGCGUAAUAUCCAACUUGCUGUUAUGAAAAUGGGGCUCCUGGCUUGUCCGUUGUAUCUAACACAGAAUGAUGGGACUGUAAUGGAUGCUCAUACGGCUGCGUCUCUGCCCAUCAAGACAUUUUCGUCCGGUGCUACGAACUCUUUGAUAGGAGCAGUGUUUCUUGCAGGCUUGCAUUUACCCGACUCUGAAAUUGAUCUUGAAAAAUCGCAGGUGAUCAUGGUCGACAUUGGAGGCACUUCGUCUGACUUCGCCGCUCUAUCCCCCUCUGGCUUUCCUAGACAGUCUACAGCAGUAGUCAAAGUUGGUGGCGUGCGUACGGCAUUCGCAAUGCCGGAAGUUUUGAGCUUGGGUCUUGGUGGUGGAUCUAUAGUUCAUGUUGAUGGCGAUGGGAACGUUACAGUAGGACCCGAUUCAGUGGGCUAUCGUCUGCAGAACACUGCCCAGUGUUUUGGAGGGGAUGUGCUGACUGCAACGGAUAUCGCUGUUGCGGCAUCUAAUUCAGGCGACAGCCUUAUCAAGCUGCAAUGGAAGACUUCCCCAGAUGACGUUGUUGUGGAGGGUGCUCGUGAAUAUAUGUGUCAAGUUCUAACUCGAGGGAUAGAGAGGAUGAAAGCUUCUAAUAAGGACGUCAUUGCUCUCAUGGUAGGCGGAGGGUCCAUGAUCCAGAUUGACGAGCCUAAAUGUGUCAAAAGGUGUAUAAAACCGCGCUUCUCAAAUGUGGCGAACGCCGUUGGAGCUGCCAUUGCAAAGGUGGCGGGCGAAAGUGAUUGUAUUCAAAUACCGCAAGGAAGAACCUCUGAGCAAAUGGUAGAGAAUGUCAAGGAACAAGCCGUUCGACUCGCUAUUAAGAACGGUGCACAGCCGGACAGUGUCGAAAUCGUUGAAAUUGACAUACUUCCAGUUCCCUACACUUCUGUGGGCGCUGUUCGAAUUGUCGCAAAAGCUGUAGGUGAACUCGGCUGGCAGAAGCAAGAUCCAAAAGCCUCCGGACUAGUGGGUGAGGUCCAAAACGAUAUCAAGAUCCAGGCACCCUCCGAACAUGUUGAUCUGAAUGGUUUUCACCCAAUGGAAUCACCAUUGCUUGAAGAUCCACACCUGGAAUUUUAUACACCACAAAUCUGCAAGUCUACAAAACAGUGGAUUGUCUCCGAGAUCGAUUUAGCGUUUAUUGCGGAGGGCGUGGGGAUACUUGGAACUGGUGGUGGCGGGUCGUCACGAUCUGCGUAUCUCAAUGCCAUACGAAGCCUGCGUUCUGCUGGCGUCGGAAAAAUGAGAAUUAUCGAUCCUAAAUACGUACCUGAUGAUGGACAGGUGGUUCUUGUUGCUUGGACCGGAUCACCUUCAGUUUCCAGUGAGCGACUCUCCAAUGGAAAUGAACUUCCCACUGCACUAAAAGUCCUUGGAAAAUUUCUCCACAUCGACAAAUAUGCCGCCAUAAUGGGACCCGAGAUUGGAGGAUCUAACGGAAUGUGUGCCUUCCCCAUUGCAGCAAGCAUGGAUACCCCGGUUAUCGAUGCAGACACUAUGGGCAGAGCCUUUCCUAAAGUAGACAUGGCCUUGCCUUAUGUCUAUGGACAAGCAAGCCCUUGUCCUGCGGUCUUCACGGACGCUAGAGGUAAUGUGCAACUUAUCGCGGAGACAGAGGACCAUCACAGAUUUGAAACUAUGAGCCGAGCGGCAUGCGUUGAGCUGGGGCUGAGUACAGCAAUGGCAUUGAAUCCUCUAUCUGCGAAGGUGGUUCGUAGUCAUUGCUGCCAUCGAAGUCUCUCGUCGGCAUGGUUCAUUGGACGAGAGAUAUACCUUGCCCGACUAAAGAAGAGAAAUCCAGCCACAGCCGUGCUAUCGAUGAUUCCCGGUGGCCGCUUCUUGUACUCCGGUAAAGUCACCGAAGUAUCUAGGAAGGUUGAAGGAGGAUUCACCAUUGGGACAGCAACUUUGCAAUACAACGACGAGAACGGGCAAGACAUCAAGACGGACAAGACUCGUUUGCUACAGCUGAAAUACCAGAAUGAGUUUCUCUACGCCACUCUCGUCAAUCCCGACGGCUCGUUAGAGCCGGUUUGCACUACCCCUGAUUUGAUUUCCGUCCUUGACCAAGAUGGAUCAGCGCUCCAGACGCACGAACUUCGCUACGGGCUGUUGUUGGACGUGAUCGCACUGCCGGCGCAUCCACUCUGGAUGACGGAUGAAGGCAAAGAUGCUGCUGGUCCAAGGGCGUUCAGUUUGAAUGCGGAUUAUGUGCCGUAUGCCAGCGCCUGGAAGGAACCUGAAUCGGUCAUUGAGCGAUACUCCCGGAUUACCCCAUAA